AUUCAUUCAUCGCGUAGCAGUGAGCGAAAACGGUGGGAAGUGUGUUGUGUUGCUGUUGCUGCUGCUGAAAGAAGCAUAAACAAAAAGUGCAUUAUUUUGAAAGCGGUCUCUAGUUUAGUGGGUUUACUAGCGCGUUGUGAUUCCCUAAAGAAACAGUUCGAAAAAUGCAGUCGCAUAGCAAGAAACGGGUUUGCUAUUACUACGACAGUGACAUCGGCAACUACUACUAUGGCCAGGGACAUCCGAUGAAGCCGCACCGCAUACGUAUGACGCACAACCUGCUGCUCAAUUAUGGUCUCUACCGGAAGAUGGAAAUCUAUAGACCACACAAAGCCACUGCCGACGAAAUGACGAAGUUCCACUCGGAUGACUACAUUCGGUUCCUGCGUUCGAUCCGUCCUGACAACAUGUCCGAGUACAACAAGCAGAUGCAGAGAUUUAACGUCGGCGAGGAUUGCCCGGUGUUUGACGGACUGUACGAAUUCUGCCAGCUGUCGGCCGGUGGAUCGGUGGCAGCUGCCGUGAAGCUCAAUAAACAGGCAUCGGAAAUUUGCAUCAACUGGGGCGGUGGAUUGCAUCACGCGAAAAAAUCCGAAGCUUCCGGAUUCUGCUACGUGAACGACAUCGUGUUAGGUAUUUUGGAACUUCUAAAAUACCACCAGCGGGUGCUGUACAUCGAUAUUGAUGUGCAUCAUGGGGACGGUGUGGAGGAGGCGUUCUACACCACGGACCGCGUGAUGACGGUGAGCUUCCACAAAUACGGAGAGUACUUCCCAGGAACGGGUGACCUGAGGGACAUCGGAGCCGGGCGGGGCAAGUACUACGCCGUGAAUAUUCCGCUGAGGGACGGAAUGGACGACGAGUCGUACGAGUCGAUCUUUGUGCCGAUCAUUUCGAAGGUUAUGGAAACCUUCCAACCUUCGGCGGUGGUGCUCCAGUGUGGUGCCGAUUCCCUCACCGGUGAUCGUCUUGGCUGUUUCAACCUCACAGUCAAGGGCCACGGCAAAUGUGUAGAAUUUGUUAAAAAAUACAAUCUUCCUUUCCUGAUGGUGGGCGGCGGUGGCUAUACCAUCCGCAACGUGUCCCGCUGCUGGACCUACGAAACUUCCGUCGCACUCGGUUCCGAGAUUGCGAAUGAACUGCCGUACAACGACUACUUCGAGUACUUUGGACCGGACUUCAAACUGCACAUUAGCCCCAGUAAUAUGAGCAACCAGAACACGACAGAAUACCUGGAGAAGAUCAAGAAUCGGUUGUUCGAAAACUUGCGCAUGUUGCCACACGCGCCGGGUGUGCAGGUGCAAGCCAUCCCGGAAGAUGCUGUGAACGAGGAAAGCGACGACGAAGACAAAGUCGACAAGGACGAGCGGUUGCCCCAGGCCGACAAGGACAAACGGAUAGUACCGGAUAAUGAAUUCUCCGACUCGGAAGACGAGGGCGAGGGCGGUCGAAGGGACAACCGAUCGUACAAAGCUGGUGCCCGAAAACGGCCGCGGCUUGACAAGGACGCCAAGUCGGAAGACAUGAAGGACGAUGCUGAAGUGAAAGCCGAAACAACGGGUGAUAAAGAGGAGGUCAAAGCCGGUGGUGAGGAAUCGUCAAAGAAGGAAACGACCGCCGUUGCAUGAUCGGCGCUGGCCGCGUACCGGAAAUAGCCCGCCACUAGCAUAAUGAAACAGUGAUUUUUCCGCGCGCCGCCAGAACACAAUGAAUGGCAUGAGACACAAAACUAACACAGCCACGCAUAACAGAUAACGGAAACAUCCACACAAGCGUACACAUUCGAGACGACAGUAGGCUCGACCCUGUUCUGAUGUUAGUCUGUAAGGGCAAGUUUAUGUUCAUCACUUCUUAGACAAAGCGAUAGUUUUUAAUCUAUUCUGUUUUUUAACGACUGUGACGAAAAUAAGACGGACUCUUAUUGAUUUAAACGUUUCUAUCAUUUCUGCAUCUAUAUUUAAAAAUGUAAGAAAACAAAUAAAAUGGCAGAAAACAAACAGA
Armigeres subalbatus is the source of this 2001-nucleotide messenger RNA. RefSeq names its product histone deacetylase HDAC1. Gene Ontology annotation, biological process: negative regulation of transcription by RNA polymerase II. Bases 165 to 1628 code for a protein of 487 amino acids. The transcript has 6 exons. NCBI's taxonomy places the organism in Eukaryota, Metazoa, Arthropoda, Insecta, Diptera, Culicidae. Gene Ontology annotation, cellular component: nucleus; NuRD complex. Gene Ontology annotation, molecular function: histone deacetylase activity. The record is from RefSeq and is a predicted model, not a curated record.